Messenger RNA from Branchiostoma floridae (Florida lancelet), 1132 nucleotides. RefSeq names its product signal recognition particle 9 kDa protein-like. The record is from RefSeq and is a predicted model, not a curated record. Gene Ontology annotation, cellular component: signal recognition particle, endoplasmic reticulum targeting. Lineage: Eukaryota; Metazoa; Chordata; Leptocardii; Amphioxiformes; Branchiostomatidae. The transcript is spliced from 3 exons. Bases 158 to 394 code for a protein of 78 amino acids. Gene Ontology annotation, molecular function: 7S RNA binding. Gene Ontology annotation, biological process: SRP-dependent cotranslational protein targeting to membrane; negative regulation of translational elongation.
GUUGAAAAAAAGGAGCCGCCGCGUUUCUAAUCCAAACGGGAAAUUAAAUUCACAAAGAGGUCAAAGUUCAUAUGACCAAGGGUUGUCAUUUCCGGUUAGGGUGAAGCUGUGCUGAGUUGUACAAAAUAUAAUUUUCCUGCGUUUUUUCUCCCCAAAAAUGACGUAUAUAACAUCGUGGGAAGAGUUUGCCAAGGCGGCAGAACGGUUGUACCAGGCUGACCCCGUGAAGUGCCGGUUUGUGGUCAAGUAUCGACAUAGUGACGGGAAGCUGGUCCUAAAAGUCACAGACGACCAAGUGUGCCUCCAGUACAGGACUGAACAUGCCCAGGAUGUCAAGAAGCUGGAGAAGUUGAACAGUCUCAUGAUGCGGUUGAUGGCAACCAAGCAGGCCUAGGAACAGACUAACUCACCACCAUGGACAUAAACAGGGACACAAUCUACCAACAGAACAAGACUCGAUCAAUGUGGAAGUGUGAUGAUAAGAUUCAAAGGGGCCGUGCAACCAGGACGCGUGACUUCAUACUAUAGUGUAAUCAUGACACAUUUUCAGUACGCAUUUUAAACUGACGUAGCAUCUAUGAAACUUGAUAUUUUUUGUAGGACUUCAGAAUCUCAAAUAAGAUGUGAAAAGUAAUGUAAGAGAAAGAAAUAUUUCAUCCUCUAGGUUCCGAGGACUGCUAGUAGGCACAGUUGCACAGCCAAUGUUGUAUGAUGUAACAUGUCGUGAUAUGACAUGAAAGGUCUUCCGUCGGGUGGCUGCAGCCUUGAACACCCUGACAGGGGGCCCCAAGGGAGACCAGAGAAGACAUGCUGUAUACAUGUCUUCCUCUGCUGCAUUAUCUGUUCCCUGUAGUGGCUCAGACAUCGGUGGCCAGGCCUUGAACACCCGCACAGGGGGCCGUGUACUGAGCCUUGAGGGAGGGGCGUGUUGGCAGAAGUGGUGCCUUGAUGCUGCUAGACUUGGGUGGCUGAACAAGCCUUGAACACCCGCACGUUGGGGGCCCAAGAAAGGACACUACAGAUAUCACAGGAAGAAGCUGUAGUUGUUGUUAUUAUGAGACCGGGAUGUGUCAUUCCAUAGCACAUUAAAAACGACAUCCUGUCCUUUGAAUUUAGCUUUUAAUUCAAGAUA